UCCUUUAAAGAAAAAAAAAAAAAAAAGCAUGCUUCCUGUCAAUCUGCUAGAGAGAGAGGCUUCCUGGCAGAGAGGAGGAGCCACCUCGCAGUUAUAAUGAGAGCUCUCCUCCUCCUGACCUGCUUCACUAGUAACUCACAGCUCAGCAGGGCUGGAGCACACAGUCACUCACAGAGACACACAGAGAGAAAACUACUUCACGAGUUUGUUGCCAAAGAACUUUUUUACAUUCGUAUCAUCUGUGUGAACAUCUGUGAACAUCUGUGCGCAUCUAUCAUCCACCGACACUUGGAUUUAUCUUUUAAAAGGAGCGGAUUGAAAAAGGUGUCUCACUUCCAGACAGAGUGACCUCUUCACCUCUCUGAACCUCACUUUGACCCCACCUCUUCAGUCUCUCUUUGUCUGCACGGCGCCCAGAGCUCCCCCCAGGCUACCUAGAGAGCGGGCACAGCGCCAUGGUAACUCACAGCAAGUUUGACUCCGCAAUGAGCAGCAGCCUCGUGGACUCCAGCAUGCGGCUGCCUCACCGUUACAAGACUUUCACCUCCAAGACGCAGUACCAGAUGGUGCUCGCCACGCUGCACAAGCUCCAGGAGAGCGGCUUCUACUGGGGCGCCAUCAACGGGAAGGAGGCCAACGCCAUGCUGGCGUCCGAGGCAACCGGCACCUUUGUGGUCCGGGACAGCUCCGACAACCGGCACCUGUUUGCCCUCAGUGUCAAGACGGGGUCGGGUACCAAGAACCUUCGCAUCCAAUGCGACGCCUCCUCUUUUUACCUGCAGACGGACCCUAAGAACAUUCAGUCCGUCCCCCACUUUGACUGCGUCCUCAAGCUUGUCCACUUCUACAUGCCUCAGAGCAAAGGGAACACUCGCAGUGGGAAUAUGUACUACAUUUACUCCGGAGGGGAGAAGAUCCCCCUGGAGCUCAUCAGACCUCUCGCCUGCAGUUUGUCCACUUUGCAGCACUUGUGCAGGAAAACAGUGAAUGGACAUUUGGACGUUUCUACUAGAAGAGAACAGCUUCCUCAUCCUCUUAAGGAGUUCCUCCAGGAGUACGAUGCUCCUAUCUAAGAGGCGUUGUUGGACUGAUGCCCUUGAAAGGGGCUAACUAUAAAGAAACUGGAUGGUUUCAGCGCAGCUGACCAUCGAAGACACGUGUUGUGUCUCAGGAGAAGCAGAGUCAAGAGAUGGAGCUUGUGAAAAGGAGUACUGACAAGAUGUGUGCAGGUCUCACAGAAGAGACUCUGGAUUGAGGACUGAUCCACAAAGAGAAAAGAGAGAGAGCACUGCUGUAAUCUGGCAAAAGAGAGAUCGUCCUCCUCUGCCUCACUGAUGACUUACAACUUACUGAAAACUGAAGUGAGGCUCACAGUCAGCUGUCUGCAAUCUGAUGACACACAGCUUCCCUCUGCUGCUGCUGCUGCUAAACCAAACUGUGCUGUGACGCCGUCGAGCUCACAGACACACACACACACACACCACAGCCUCAGAAAAUCAUCCAUCCAUUAAAGCCCCAACCUGGCUUUUACGGUCAGGCUGGCUUUUUUUUUUUGCUGACCUCUGAUGAUAAUCCUGGACGUAUUACACACACACACACGUCCGUCCAGCAUCCUGGGAUCUCUGACCACGCUGGAAAUUCACAGACAAUGGAAACUUUUAGAGUACAAAAUGAGUGAUGGGUGCAUAUUUGUCCCAGACACGAUGGGAAAACUUUUUUUAAAAUGUGGAAAAGAAGACGUGUUUCUGAUAUUUUGUUUAGAGGAAAGGUUUACGCCAAAAAAACAGUUUGUUGGAGCACCAUCAUGACUGAAUCCUAGAAGAUCUUACUUGAGAGAAAAGCACCACUGCUUAAUAUGCCUUCAGUGGUGAAGAAAUAUACAUAUAUAUGCACCAAAAGAUGUGGUAGUAUUCAUGGCACAGACAGGAUCGCCAUUGCUUGCAAAUGAAUGUAUUAAACAUGAUCUUUUCCCAAUAAGGAGAAGAGUCAAAAUAAUGUAUCUUAUUUUCAUGAGUUUACAUGAGUGCAGAUGUUUUUUUUUUGUGCUGUCUUUUAUAAAGAUGUACUAUAAAGCCAGCCAAACCUCCGGCUGUGGAUGCUUGAAGAUAUUUUGUUUGACGAAGCAAGCAGACUGAUAACGACUUUGCACUUAUUUAUAUUUGUACGGACAUUUCAUUAAUUUAUGAUAAUAAAAAGAGCACUAUUUUUCUAUGAAAUGA
This is a messenger RNA of Sebastes umbrosus (honeycomb rockfish), 2219 nucleotides long. RefSeq names its product suppressor of cytokine signaling 3a (gene socs3a). The record is from RefSeq and is a predicted model, not a curated record. NCBI's taxonomy places the organism in Eukaryota, Metazoa, Chordata, Actinopteri, Perciformes, Sebastidae. The transcript has 2 exons. The coding region runs from base 456 to 1073 and encodes 205 amino acids. Gene Ontology annotation, cellular component: phosphatidylinositol 3-kinase complex. Gene Ontology annotation, biological process: phosphatidylinositol phosphate biosynthetic process; intracellular signal transduction. Gene Ontology annotation, molecular function: 1-phosphatidylinositol-3-kinase regulator activity.